Molecule: messenger RNA, 1623 nt
Organism: Penicillium oxalicum
Lineage: Eukaryota; Fungi; Ascomycota; Eurotiomycetes; Eurotiales; Aspergillaceae
Product: malate synthase
Exons: 1
Coding region: 1-1623 (540 amino acids)
Biological process (GO): glyoxylate cycle
Cellular component (GO): peroxisomal matrix; cytoplasm
Molecular function (GO): malate synthase activity
Source: RefSeq, a predicted model, not a curated record
AUGGCUGCUUCGGUCGACUCACAUCUCAAGGAUGUGGCCAUCCUGGCCAACAUCCCCAACGAGGCCCGCAAGAUCCUCACCAAGGAGGCGUGUGCCUUCCUCGCCAUCCUGCAUCGCACUUUUAACCCGACUCGCAAGGCCCUCCUGCAACGCCGGAUCGACCGCCAGGCCGAGAUCGACAAGGGUCAUCUCCUCGACUUCCUCCCCGAGACCAAGCACAUCCGCGAAAAUGACGCAUGGAAGGGCGCUCCCCCCGCACCAGGCUUGGUGGACCGUCGGGUCGAGAUUACAGGUCCGACAGAUCGCAAGAUGGUCGUCAACGCCCUCAACUCAGACGUCUGGACCUACAUGGCCGAUUUCGAGGACUCAUCUGCCCCGACGUGGGAGAACAUGAUCAACGGCCAGGUCAACCUGUACGAUGCCAUUCGCCGCCAGGUCGAUUUCAAGCAAGGCGGUAAGGAGUACAAGCUGCGGACAGACCGCAAGCUGCCCACGCUCAUUGCUCGUGCCCGUGGCUGGCACCUGGAUGAGAAGCACUUCACCGUGGACAGUGAGCCCAUCUCCGGCUCUCUCUUCGAUUUCGGCCUGUACUUCUUCCACAACGCCAAGGAGCUGGUUGACCGGGGCGCCGGUCCCUACUUCUAUCUGCCCAAGAUGGAGUCGCACCUCGAGGCUCGUCUCUGGAAUGACGUCUUCAACCUGGCUCAGGACUACAUUGGCAUGCCCCGUGGCACCAUCCGUGGUACCGUGUUGAUCGAGACCAUCACGGCCGCCUUUGAGAUGGAGGAGAUCAUCUAUGAACUGCGCGAGCACAGCUCCGGCCUGAACUGUGGCCGCUGGGACUACAUCUUCUCCUUCAUCAAGAAGUUCCGCCAACACCCCAACUUUGUCCUGCCGGACCGUUCCGACGUCACGAUGACCGUGCCCUUCAUGGACUCCUACGUGAAACUGCUGAUCAAGACCUGCCACCGUCGUGGCGUCCACGCCAUGGGAGGCAUGGCGGCCCAGAUCCCCGUGAAGAACGACCCCGCGGCCAACGAGAAGGCCAUGGAGUCUGUCCGUGCCGACAAGCUCCGUGAGGUUCGUGCUGGCCACGACGGCACCUGGGUCGCUCACCCGGCCUUGGCCCCCAUCGCCUCCGAGGUCUUCAAUAAGUAUAUGCCCACGCCGAACCAGCUGUACAAGCGCCGCGAGGACGUCCACAUCACUGCCAACGACCUUCUCAACACCAACGUCCCCGGCAAGAUCACCGAGGACGGAAUCCGUAAGAACCUCAACAUCGGUUUGAGCUACAUGGAGGGCUGGCUCCGCGGUGUCGGUUGCGUCCCCAUCAACUUCCUCAUGGAGGAUGCCGCCACUGCCGAGGUCUCCCGUUCCCAGCUGUGGCAGUGGGUUCGCCACAACGUCACCACCGCUGAAGGCAAGCGGGUGGACAAGUCCUACGCGCUGCGACUGCUUCAGGAGCAGGCCGACAGCCUGUCUUCCCAGGGGGCCAAGGGUAACAAGUACCAGCUGGCAGCUCGCUACUUUGCUGGCCAGGUGACUGGUGAGGAUUAUGCCGACUUUUUGACGAGUCUGCUGUACAAUGAAAUUUCCUCGCCGGGCUCUGCGGCCAAACUGUGA